Molecule: messenger RNA, 5224 nt
Organism: [Candida] anglica
Lineage: Eukaryota; Fungi; Ascomycota; Pichiomycetes; Serinales; Debaryomycetaceae
Source: the annotation of a GenBank genome assembly
GACGUUUCUUCACAUAUACACCAAAGAUACACAUCUGAAGUGUGCUAGAACAGCGAAUAAAACGUCUGAAGAGUUUUGAAUCAACGGGCGAUCGCCAACCUUCGUUGUUAUUUCCUCUAUCUCCAAAUCUUUUUUUUUUUUGGCCUCACGUUCACUAAAUCGUCGUCAAGUAAACAGGGAAAAUUUUUGUUUUUGAGGAACACUUUAUUUGUAUACUUUAUUGAGAGAGUCACCUUUUUUUUUUCUUAGGAAAGUCAGUGCCCCAUAUAGCAGCGAUCUCAAGCUGAUUAUACACAUAUACACGGCCUAUUUAAUCCCGGAACUAAACCAAACGGGGUAUACUCCAUUCAAUUGGCCUGAAGAACAAAUCUAAAGGAGAAAUCAGCCCCCCAAAAAACGGACCAAUAAUUAUACACAAACAAAUACGUGAAACAAACUUUUAAUCUGAAUCACUCCUCGAAAUGGUUUCUUCAUACGAUAUUGGGACCAAGUGCUGGUAUCCAGAUGAAACAUUGGGGUGGAUAGGUACUGUUGUCACCAGUAACACCACCAGUGGAGGGAAACAUAUUCUCGAAUUGACAGCUGAAACGGAUGAUUCGAUCAAAUUUACGGUAGAAUCAACCAAUUUGGACGAAGAUAACGACAAAUUGCCACCUUUACGUAACCCUCCGAUCUUGGAAGCUGCUGAAGAUUUGACCAGUUUGUCCUAUCUUAAUGAACCGGCCGUGCUUCAUGCCAUUAAGCUCAGAUACUCCCAAUUAAACAUUUAUACCUACUCUGGUAUUGUUUUGAUUGCCACAAAUCCAUUCCAACGUAUAGAUCAAUUGUAUUCGCAGGACAUCAUCCAAGCGUAUGCUGGCAAAAGAAGAGAAGAAUCAGAUCCACAUUUGUUUGCCAUUGCUGAAGACGCGUACCGUUGUAUGAAGAGUGAUGGAGAAAACCAAACCAUUGUGGUUAGUGGUGAAUCUGGUGCUGGUAAGACCGUCAGUGCUAAAUAUAUCAUGAGAUACUUUGCCUCUGUUGAAGAAGAUUCUGAACUUGAAUCCAGCAUUGGUACUGAUCACAAAGCUGAUAUGUCUGAUGUUGAAAAGCAAAUUUUGGCUACAAAUCCUAUUAUGGAAGCCUUUGGUAAUGCAAAGACAACAAGAAAUGACAAUUCUUCAAGAUUUGGUAAAUAUUUGGAAAUCUUAUUUGAUAAGGAAACCUCCAUUAUUGGUGCCAGAAUUAGAACAUAUCUUUUAGAAAGAUCAAGAUUGGUAUUUCAACCAACUUCUGAAAGAAAUUAUCAUAUUUUCUAUCAACUUUUAGCUGGUAUGUCUUCUAAAGAGAAAUCUGAACUUGGUUUAACCACAGCUGAAGAUUUCAAAUAUACCAAUCAAGGAGGAUCACCUGUUAUUAAUGGGAUGGAUGAUGCUAAAGAAUUCCAAAUUACUAAAGAUGCAUUAUUAUUAAUUGGAAUAGAUGAAAAUAAACAAGCUCAAAUCUACAAGAUUUUGGCUGCUUUGCUUCAUUUAGGUAAUAUUGAAAUUGCUGCCACUAGAAAUGAUGCUCAUUUAUCAUCUGAGGAACCAAACUUGGUCAAGGCUUGUGAAUUAUUGGGUAUAGAUGCAUUCAAUUUCAGUAAAUGGUGUACCAAGAAGCAAAUCACUACUAGAGCUGAAAAGAUUGUAAGUAAUUUGAAUCAUAAACAAGCUUUAGUCGCCAGAGAUUCCUUCGCCAAAUACAUAUACGCAGCCUUGUUCGAUUGGUUGGUGGAUUAUGUCAAUGCUGAUUUGUGUCCACCAGAAGUUGAAGAAAAAAUUAAGUCAUUCAUUGGUGUUUUGGAUAUCUAUGGGUUUGAACAUUUUGAAAAGAAUUCUUUUGAACAAUUUUGUAUUAAUUAUGCCAAUGAAAAAUUGCAACAAGAAUUUAAUCAACAUGUUUUCAAAUUGGAACAAGAAGAAUAUAUCAGGGAAGAAAUCGAAUGGUCAUUCAUUGAUUUUGCUGAUAAUCAACCAUGUAUCAAUUUGAUUGAGAACAGACUAGGAAUCUUGUCGUUAUUGGAUGAAGAAUCUAGACUUCCAGCUGGUAAUGAUGAAUCAUGGAUUGAUAAGAUGUAUCAAACCUUGGAUAAGGAACCAACCAACAAGGUGUUCAAGAAACCAAGAUUUGGACAAACCAAGUUUAUUGUUAGUCAUUAUGCCUUGGACGUCACCUAUGAUAUUGAAGGAUUCAUUGAAAAGAAUAGAGAUACUGUUGGUGAGGGACAUUUGGAUGUCAUGAAGAAUUCUACUAACGAAUUGUUACAAGACGUGCUAUCAAUCUUGGAUAAGAAUGCUGCUGCCUUGGAGGCCAAGGCUCCAGCAACCAAGACCAAAUCAAUUGCCAGUAAGAAACCUACUUUGGGUUCCAUGUUCAAGAACUCUUUGAUUGAAUUGAUGAAGACCAUUGAUUCUACUAACGUUCAUUACAUUAGAUGUAUCAAGCCAAAUGAACAGAAAAAGGCAUGGGAAUUCGAUUCAUUGAUGGUUUUAUCACAAUUGAGAGCUUGUGGUGUUUUGGAAACCAUUAGAAUCUCCUGUGCUGGUUUCCCAUCCAGAUGGUCAUAUGUGGAAUUUGCUGAUAGAUAUCAUAUUUUAGUUCCAUCUAACUUAUGGAUGAAGGUGAUGAGUGGCGAAACCACUCAAGAGCUGGUCAGUGACUUGUGUAACAAGAUCUUGGAAGAUACAAUUGAAGAUAAGAGUAAAUACCAACUUGGUAAUACCAAGAUUUUCUUCAAGGCUGGGAUGUUGGCACAUUUCGAAAAAUUAAGAUCUGAGAAAUUAUUUAAGGCUGCAGUCAUGAUUCAAAAGAACAUGAGAAAGGUAUUCUAUCGUAAGAAGUAUUUGGCCAUCAGAGAUUCUCAUAUCAACUUACAAACUCUUAUUCGUGGUUACCUUACUAGAUUGAGAGUCAAGACUGAGAGGGAAGCACAUGCUGCUACUCAAAUUCAGAACUUGAUUAGAGGUUUCCUCGCUAGAAGACAAUUCCAAGAUACUAUGGAAUCUGUUACUACCUUACAAAGACACAUUAAGGGAUUACAAGCUAGGCGUGCUUUCACUACUAUGAGAACUGAAAAAUCUGCUGUUACAUUGCAAAAAUCAUGGAGAGGAUUGCAAGAAAGACGUAACUUUAAUUCCCAAAAGAAGGCAGCUGUUGUUAUUCAAUCUACUAUCAGAAGAAAGAUGGCAUACAAUGAGUUUAAGCAAUUAAAGACUGAUGCUAAGUCUGUUAACCACCUCAAGGAAGUUUCCUACAAGUUGGAAAAUAAGGUUAUUGAAUUAACUCAAUCUUUAACUUCUAAGAUUCAAGACAACAAGAAAUUGAUUGCUGAAAUUUCAAAUUUGAAGGAUUUGUUAGAUCAAUCUAGUUCUGCUCAUGAAGUUUUGAAGACAAGAGAAAUUGAAUUCAAUGAGAAGUUUGACUCUCAAAAUGUUGAACAUCAAGCUGAAAUUGAAAACUUGAACAAGGAAUUGGAAUCCAUCAAAACGGAAUACAAUGCUGCUGAAAAGAGAAUUGAAGUAUUGAUUAAGGAACAAUCCGACUUGAAACUUGACGUUCAAAAGAAUAUUGAAGAAUUAAACAACUUCAAGGGCGAAUUAAUCAAGCGUGAUACCAUUGAAGUUGACUUGAAGUCUCACAUUGAACAAUUAAAGUCUGAACUCACUUCAUUGCAAAACCUGCAAGUAUCCAAAUUGGCCAAUCCAAAGACUAGAAAUGUCACCAAGAACCGCCACAGUAGUGCAUUGGCAUGGAAUUCUCCAUCUCUUGAACAAAGUAACAGACCUGUUUCUGUCAUUGCUGUUUCAAACAAUGAAGAGACUAACAUUGAUGAUAUCAACGAUGAGUUAUUCAAGUUAUUGAGAGAUUCAAGACAAUUACAUAGAGAAAUUGUUGAAGGUUUGUUGAAGGGCUUGAAGAUUCCACCAGCAGGUGUUGCUGCAGACUUGACUAGAAAGGAAGUUUUGUUCCCAGCUAGAAUUAUCAUUAUUAUUUUGAGUGAUAUGUGGAGACUUGGUUUGACUAAGGAAAGUGAGGAUUUCCUUGGUGAAGUUUUAGCUGCAAUUCAAGCUAUGGUUGCAAGCUUGAAGGAUGAUGAUGUGAUACCAAAUGGUGCCUUCUGGUUAUCCAAUACCCAUGAAUUGUUCUCGUUUGUGUCGUAUGCUCAACAAACCAUCAUUGCAAACGACACUCUUUCACACGAGAUGAGUGAAGAAGAAUUUGAUGAAUACUUAAAACUUGUGGCUGUUGUUAAGGAAGAUUUUGAAUCUUUACUGUACAAUAUUUACAACAUGUGGAUGAAGAAAAUGGAAAAGGAUUUGGAAAGAAAGGCAGUUUCAGCUGUUGUUUUAUCUCAAUCAUUGCCAGGUUUCAUGGCACCAGAGGCUUCCCCAUUCUUGGCCAAGGUCUUCUCCCAAGGAGUUCAAUACAAAAUGGAUGACAUUUUAAGUUUCUUCAAUUCUGUAUACUGGUCUAUGAAGUCAUACUUCAUUGAACAUGAAGUUAUGAAUGAAGUUAUUGUUGAAUUGUUAAGAUUCGUCGACGCAUUGUGUUUCAAUGACUUGAUUAUGAGAAGAAACUUUUUGAGUUGGAAGAGAGGUUUGCAAUUAAACUAUAACGUCACAAGAUUAGAAGAAUGGUGUAAGGGCCAUGAAAUACAAGAAGGAUCUGGUUACUUGAGUCAUUUGUUACAAGCUGCCAAAUUGUUGCAAUUGAGAAAGGGUACACCGGAUGAUAUUGGAAUUAUUUAUGAGAUUUGUUACGCUUUGAAGCCAAUUCAAAUCCAAAAAUUGAUCAGUCAAUAUUACAUUGCUGAUUAUGAAACUCCAAUUGCACCAGAUGUGUUACAAGCUGUUGCUGACCGUGUUAAGCAAAGUGAUAGCAGUAACAGUGAUGAUUUGUUUGAAAUGGUUGCUACUGAUGGUCACUUUGAUGAUCCAUUCAGAACUGUCAACUUGAGACCAUUCUCCAGAGUUGAGGCAUACGUUCCUGCUUGGUUAAGUUUGCCAAUUAUUAGACGAAUUGUUGAGUUGGUCGCAAAGAAUGCUACUGCUCAAGAGUCUAAGUCUAACGAGUAUGAUGAACAAGAUGAGUGAUCGUUGGGUUAAGUUGUGUGUAUUAUAAGUCUAUUAUGUAAACAGAAGAGAAGUGAUUCUAAUAUUAUAAAUUAAAAAGAAGCCCGUUUUUGUAGAUUGUUUGUAAUUUU